AUGCCGCCUCUAACUAGCGGGAGUUUUCGGCGCGCAGUGCUCCUGCGGAUCUGCAGCACAAGGCUGUUGGCUGGGCACCGCGGGGCUUCGGACGGUCUGGGUUGCAGGUGGGACACCCCCGCCGGAGCGGAAGAACUGCGGGGAGAGCUGGACAGAUUCGGGGGCGUCUCGGUGCGCCUGGCACGGCUCGGCGCCUUGGACCGCCUGGACGCCGCCUCAUUCCAGAGGCGCUUGCAGGCUGCAAUACAGCAAUGGAGAUCAGAAGGUAGGAUAGCGGUAUGGCUGCACAUUCCCAUCCUCCAAAGCCGAUUUAUUGCCCCUGCUGCUUCCCUGGGUUUCUGCUUUCACCAUGCAGAAUCGGAUUCAUCUACUCUGACACUGUGGCUGGGAGAGGGACCCAGCAGAUUACCAGGAUAUGCUACACAUCAAGUAGGAGUUGCAGGAGCUGUAUUUGAUGAAAAUACUGGAAAAAUAUUGGUUGUACAAGAUCGAAACAAAUUGAAAAAUAUGUGGAAGUUUCCAGGAGGCCUGUCAGAGCCUGGAGAAGAUAUUGGAGACACAGCAGUUCGAGAAGUUUUUGAAGAGACUGGUAUAAGAUCAGAAUUCAGGUCCCUCCUGAGCAUUCGGCAACAGCAUACCAAUCCUGGAGCUUUUGGGAAGUCAGAUAUGUAUAUCAUCUGUCGCUUAAAGCCACAUUCAUUCACCAUAGAUUUUUGCCAGCAUGAAUGCUUAAGGUGUGAAUGGAUGGAUCUCAGUGACCUGGUCAAGACUGAAAAUACAACUCCCAUCACCAGCAGAGUUGCUAGGCUGCUGCUCUAUGGGUACAGAGAAGGGUUUGACAAGAUUGAUUUCACCAUGGAAGAACUUCCGGCAGUUUACACAGGCUUGUUCUAUAAACUCUAUCACAAGGAUCUGCCAGCCAAUUACAGAACUAUGACAGGAAUGGAUUAAAUCCAUAGUUACAUGUUUUUAAAAAUUUUAAGUAAAUUGCACAUGCAGAAUAACGUGUGCCAUACAAUAAAAAGUAGUGGACAUUUGGGGUUAACUAAAUAUCUGACUUUAAUAUUCUAAUGUUUAUAAUUUUCAUAAGAAAACUUGUUUGAUGAAAACAUGCAAAUUUUAAAAGCCUCUUUUCCAAGGAAGCAAAUGUAUGAAAAAGAUUGUAGCACUAAGUAAGCUUCAGUGGAUAAAGGAAAAUGCAAUACAAAAGGUGGAAGUCUA
Molecule: messenger RNA, 1221 nt
Organism: Lontra canadensis (Northern American river otter)
Lineage: Eukaryota; Metazoa; Chordata; Mammalia; Carnivora; Mustelidae
Gene: NUDT6
Product: nudix hydrolase 6
Exons: 5
Coding region: 1-951 (316 amino acids)
Molecular function (GO): ADP-ribose diphosphatase activity; NAD binding; NADH pyrophosphatase activity
Source: RefSeq, a predicted model, not a curated record